AUGUCCGUACCAGCGGAUGACAGCAAAAGUGUGCAAUUUUCUCCAGCUGGCUCUGUCUGCAAGACUCUCAACUUCUAUCAUACGAAUCCUGAUGAUAACGAUAACACUCCAUGGACUAAAGAGCCCCAGGCCAUGACCGUGGAGCCAGAACAGACACCCGUGUCCCUUCAGCACGCGUUCCUCGUGCGGAAGGUGAAAUGCGAUAGUGGGGGGCUUGAGUUCAGCUCGAUAGUUGUGCAAAGUGUUCACCUCAAACGGGUCUUGGCAAGGGUCAUGGAUGGCUACCCUGGCAUUUCCAUGUCACACGAGGGCGUAGAAUUCAGCAAGCCCUUCGUACCAUUUAUCCACAGAUGGAAAAUAUUUGCUGAAGCUCGAGGCAAGGAAUCCGAAGCAGAAGCUAAGGCCCAUGUGGACUCACUCUACGAAGUCCUGUCAACAGAACUCAACGAUGUUAUCACUCGCAAGAACGACCUUGUCCUCUAUAACGUGAUCACUUUCAACAUGCUCUGGACCAUCUUCGAGCCAGGUCAUAUAAUUUUAAGCAUCGUGAACGGCUGCGAGCGCGCCUUUCGGCUUGAAGGUGGCGAAUACACUUCAGAUUCGAAAGAAUUCAAAAUCUAUGCUAUCUACAUUGAUUAUAAUGGCCACGUAUUUGGGUACAGGAAGUACAACCUCUCCAUCCCGGCCUUUGAAGGCACCACGUCUAUUAUGUUGUUGCCAGUGAUCCCUUUCGAGUAUCAUAACGACAAGCACGCACUGCGCAAGAACCUGAUCCUUCGUGGACAGCGCUGGUAUCAGCACAAAGGUUGUCACUAUAAACUAUACAAUGGAUUAGGUCUGGUAACGUAUAUGGGCCGAGAGGUUGGUCAUAACAUAAGCAGUCGGGUUAUGAUUGACACAGAAACAUAUCUCGCGUUCCACUCAGAAAAGUUCUCAAUGGAAUUAGAAGACAUAUCCGAGUCACUGGCUGAUGAACAAUCUCUUAUCGCAACUCCAAUUUUGCGCGGCUACUCUCCCGAUGACAGAAAAUGGAUGGAGUUCUUUGUCAACGGCAUGUCGGAUAUUAUCUGGAACCCGCGACCCUUUACCUCUUUGGUCCUACCGGAUGGCAUAGAGGAAGAUCUGAAGGACCUAGUUCUUGCUUUCACCAGUUCUCAGUCAGCUAAAUCUGAAUUCUUUGACAAUGUGCCUCAAAGGGAAGGCCGCAGUGUCACCAUGCUCCUCCACGGCCCUCCAGGUGUUGGCAAGACCCUUACGGCCGAAUGUGUCGCCGAAGUGAUGAAAGUGCCGCUUUACGUUCUGAGCGCGCGAGCGCUGGGAACGACUGCUGUGCAAGUUGAAGAGAGUUUGCAAUUUGCCCUUCAUAGGGUUGACAAAUGGGGUGCUGUGCUGCUUAUAGACGAUGCAGAUAUCUUCAUACAAGAACGCAACCCAAGCUAUCUCCAAAACAACGAGCUAUCGUAUGUAUUAUUAACGCUACUGGAAUACUACGAGGGAGUGUUGUUCCUAGCUAGUAAUGGCGUCGAGACCAUAGACCCUGCUUUUGAAACUCGUGUCGAUGUCCACAUCCAUUAUCCCGAACUUGAUGAUGAGUCCCGACGCCAUAUCUGGAAAUGCUUACUCGGAGAGACGGAGAAGGAAUUAUUCUCAAAGUAUGAACUUCGUGACCUAGCGGGUCGCGAACUGAACGGAAGACAGAUUAAAAAGUUGGUGAAAUCUGCCAGGACCCUCGCUCGCUAUCAGGGAACUAAGCUGAGCUAUGAACAUAUCUUGACUGUCAUGAAGCUGGUGCAUCCAGCUUAUGGGUGGACAGAUUGUUGA
Molecule: messenger RNA, 1821 nt
Organism: Aspergillus luchuensis
Lineage: Eukaryota; Fungi; Ascomycota; Eurotiomycetes; Eurotiales; Aspergillaceae
Product: ATP-binding protein
Exons: 2
Coding region: 1-1821 (606 amino acids)
Molecular function (GO): ATP hydrolysis activity; ATP binding
Source: RefSeq, a predicted model, not a curated record